Molecule: messenger RNA, 4606 nt
Organism: Leptomonas pyrrhocoris
Lineage: Eukaryota; Euglenozoa; Kinetoplastea; Trypanosomatida; Trypanosomatidae
Product: putative protein kinase
Exons: 1
Coding region: 677-4606 (1309 amino acids)
Biological process (GO): protein phosphorylation
Molecular function (GO): ATP binding; protein kinase activity
Source: RefSeq, a predicted model, not a curated record
AGUUCACAUGCAGGCUGUUCCUUCCCAUCGUGAGUGCUGGCCAGGAGCAAGCUCAAUCUCCGUGAUCCGACCUCCUUUCCCUUUUAACACGCCGCCAUUGAAAGUGACAGCAUGGAUUGCGUCAGGCCCAAAAGUUAUGCAAGAUAUUCCUUCGGUUUGCCUGUUGCGUGCUGACCGGUGCUCAGCUCAAGCUACAACACAGACAACGAGACACCACAGAAACGAUGCUGAGCUUCCAUCUAUUGUUGUUCUUGUUUGCAUGCCCUUUCCUCUGGGUGAAGGUGGACAGGAACUCCUGCUGCAUUACCCGCGUGCUACUACCAGCAGCCAUCAGCUGCGCCCCUCAUUUAUCGAGCGAGUAGAGAGUCUUCUGUCAACCGCAUCGCACUCGGUUUGAUUUGCAAUCAUCAGAACUCAUUGAUUGUGCCAUGUCCUGUUGGACCCUUCGCACCGUUAAUAAGUCCCUGGCUUGCGGCGAUUCCAUUCUUCUCUUCUUCCCUCCGCCCCCUUCAUUCUCCCUUCGCACUGCACAUUCAAGACCUCUAAUAAUUGCAUUUCCUUCUCUUACACGUUCGGUCCAUUCACCACUCGAUCGCACCACCAGAGCUCGUCACACCUUUUCUGGUGUUCCCUGGUCUUUUCGGCUUUCCUCCGCAACCCCUCUUUGCGCUUCCCAAUGAAAAACGCGCGUGGGCCGGCCUCGACGGCUGCCAACCCCCUGCGCAGUCCACAGAGGCUGUGGGUCCAGCGGCGCCCGCAACAGACCGAGACUCGUAAACACAGCAGCGUACUUCACUCGAUAAAACGCUUCGUCUGCCGCAUCGAUGUGUGCUGGACCUUCUUCUUCUUUGUGCUUCUCGUGUGCGUGGCGGCGACAACCACCUCCAUCACACAGAUAAAGAUAUCCCACACCCUCUUGGACAACCUACACGACGUGCACGCCUUACACAUCACCGUCCUUUCCAAGAAGCUUAACCAGGGCAAUAGCCGCCUUGUGGACAUGGCUGCCGGCUAUCUGGCGCUGCACGCGGACACGCCCUUCCAAUUUCGGUCGGAGAAGACGCUGUCCACGCUCUGCACACUCCUCAAGAUGUACGAUAUCACGAUCGACUUCCGUUUCCUGGCUAUCUCUUCGCCGGAACGCAACGAGUCCGUCGCCUGUCUGCACGGAGAUGAUAAAUUGGGCUCCGUCAGUCAGCUGUACGGCUGGAUCACGGAGAACGGCGUCAUCCCUGGCGUCUACCUAGUGAACGACUCCAGCAACGAGUUUAUGCGUCCCUUGCAACCGGUGUACGGCGGGUGGCCGAAGUCGCAGUACAACCUCUCUAGGUUCAUCUCGUUGAUGUAUCAUACAAGCGCUGUCUUCCCGGAGUCGGCCGCGUACUUCAACGGCAGUAUCGAGUACAUCGACUACCGCACCAUGUGGAACUCCUUCGAUGCUCUCCCGCACAUCAUCUACUGCACCAUCCCCGCUGGCUUCCUCUUCCGCGGACUCAAACUGCCCGACGGUGUGAGCGUGAUGGACUACGUAGGUGUGCGUGUCAACGGCGCGGGACUCCUGUUGACACGCACUGCCUCGUCUUUGACUAACAUCACCGCUGCCAUCUUCAUCAACGCCACGCUCACCGACGAAGACCCAUCCGUGAUGUCGAACAACUGGGGACAGCAGUCCGUGAACGAUACGGAGAUUCUCUCGCACUUGGAGGACAGCCACGUCCGCUAUCUCAAGGUCAGCAACGUCUCCAACCCCCUCAUGCGAGCAGCGCUGCGGCAUGUGGACCUGAAGGCGCUGCAGCAGGAGGGCUGCAACCGCACGGUGGACUUCCAGUACAGGGGUGCGCCGGCCACCGUCACGGCGAUCGUCGUCACCACCUCGCACGGCCUGACGCUGCCGAUGGUGUUCGCGAGCUCGGACGCGGCCACGGCGAUGCCGUACCGCCGCAUCAUGAACAUCUGCAACGGCGCCACGGCGAUCGCUGUUGUGCUCUUCACGGCGCUCUUCUGGCUCUUCGUGCACCGCUACAUGCACCAGCCGCUGCAGCGUGUGUCGCGCCGCAUGCUGGGCAACCUGCGCGCCGGCCACCGCGCACACACACGCGAGCCGCACCUGCAGCUGUUCCGGCUGACGGAGGUGCACGCGCUGCUGCAGGCGCACCGCAGCACGGUGGAGCGGCUGCGCGAGAUCGACGCGUUCAUCCCGCGGGACGUGCAGGAGCAGAUGGCCCACGGCGUGCGCUCGCCGAGCCGGGCGGCGGUGCACCGCGCUGCGCCUGCGCCGGCGGGGGAGGCCGCGGGGGAGGCCGCAGGUGCCGGCCCGUCGUGCGGCGCGCUGCUGCAGCAGGUGUCCACGCUGGUGUACGUCACGGUGCGGCCCUGCGACGACGUGCCGGCGCCGAUGCGCAGCCCGUCCACGCUGGCGGCGCUGGCGCAGCAGCCCCACACGCGGCAGCGCCUCGCCUCCGUCGUCGCACGCGCCGCGCGGGCCGCCGAGCUCGUCAACAGCGGCCCCUUCCCCACGCCGGCGGCGCUCGAGGGCUUCGUCGCCGCGCUGCACGAGCUGAGCGAGGAGUACGGCGGCACGGUGCACCGCCUGACGCCGGACAGCUGCGUGCUGCACUUCGGCAAGGCGGUGCGCGCGCACAUGACGCGCGGCGGCGGCGGCGGCGGCGGUUGUGGAGCCGCGGCAGCGCGCGAGCAGGCGUGUGCGGCGCGCGACGCGCGGAACGCGAUGCGCUUCGCCUUGGCGCUGCAGCGCUGGGUGGACCGCUGCGGGACGCCGAGCAUGCCGGACGUGCGGGUGCUGGCGGACACGUCGGAGUUCAUCUGCGGGCAGUACCGGCCGACGGGCAGCGAGCAGACGCUGUUGGUUGCGCUGGGCCGCGACGUGCAGCGCAAGCUGGGCCACGUGCCCGCCAGCAUCGGCGUGCGCAUCGCCAUGACGGAGGAGACGGCGAGGCUGGUGCGUGGUGGGCAGGCGGGGUGCGGCGCCGCGGGGGCUGUGCGGCAGAUCCCGGUGGAGGCGUUCCAGGUGGGGCGCGCGGGCCUGAACGCGGACGUGGUGAUCCUGUUCGAGGCGCUGCCGGGGCCCGUGAGGGACGACGAGGCGUGGCGCCUCUACUGGGUGUGCUGCGUCCGCGCCUUCUCGUGCAUGGUGCGCGGCAACUACGCGGGUGCGCUGAGCGCGUACAGGGAGGUGGCGGACAUCUCGGACCUGGAGCCGGGGCUGAUGCCUGCGAGUCUGCGCCGCGAGGCCGCGAGGAGCGACGUCACCGGCGGUGCGGUGUCGGUGCAGGCGGAGCGGCUGAUGCGCGAGUGCGAGCGUCGCGUGGCGUGCGGCGACGUCCGCCUUUUCUACCGCGAGCGCCACGUUCCCUUGGGCAUCGAUGCCCUGCUGUGCGGUGUGACGCCGGCCGGUGUUGUCCCUGAGACGGUGGAGCCCCGCGUUGCGGCGGAGGAAACGGGGCGCUCCCACGGCCACCCCGUGCACACGGAAAGCCGCAGAGCGCCCAUGCCUGUCCCGAAGGCGACGGAGCGGCGUGUGGUCUUGUUGGGCGACGGCGGCGAUGCCGUGAAGACCGUCAUUGGGAGUACGUGGGACUGGUUUCAGGACAACAACGACCUCCGCUGGCACGUGGCGGCCCGGCCUCACGAGUACACGCCGAUCGCACUGUGGAACUCACGCCUUCCGUGCUUGGGGGAAGCGGGGCUGCUGGCGACGAUGAGCUUUUUCCCCCUCCGCGACGUCCCCCCGGUGGUGGCCAACGCCAUUCGCGACGCGCCGGUGGGCCCCAUGUCCGAUGCGCUGCGGAGUGCGGUGCCGGUGGUUGGUGCGACGCCGCGUCAGAAGGCAGCGCUGCACACGCUGUACCGCCAGCACGGCCAGCUGCAGCACCCCAACCUGCUGGUGCCGCUCAGCUACUCCACGUCUGUGGAGGGCGGCGUGGUUGUGGUGUGGGAGUACAACUCCGGCGGCACGCUUCGCGAACUCGCCGCCCGCUACUACCGCAUCAAGCCGCUCACGGAAGCACGCUUUAUGCUCGACGUCGCCUCCGUGCUGGCCUACCUGCACCAGCACGGUGUCGUGCACGGCGGAGUCAGUCUGGACAACGUCUUUGUCGGCGCGGAUGGCGCGUGCCGUCUGCGUGGGCACUGCGUUGACAUCACCAAACUGAAGGAGCUUUUUUGUGUGCCGCGGCUCUGCUACGUGAGCCCCGCCAUGGCUGCCGGGGCAGUGCCGACGCCGGCGUGCGACAUGUUCUGCUACGGACUGAUGGGCAUCGAGCUGCUGUCGGGUGCGGCGGCGUGGAAGUGGGCACCGGUGCCGGAGGGGCAGCCGCAGCGGUCGGCGGAGGAGCUGAGUGCGCUGAUGGCGGAUGCAGCGCAGCCCUUCUUUGACGCGGUGGUUGCCGGCCGUAUCGUGGCGAACACAGACGCGCUUGACGCCAUGCCCCUCACAGACGAGACAAGCCUCCGGUGCUACCGGGUGGUGCGCGACUGUCUGUCACCCGAUCCAUUACAGCGGCCCACUGCUCGGGUGGUGCGCAGGCUGUCCAGCGCCCUUCUCGCCCCUGUCGAAGCAGAGUUGGGUGGCGAUGUCCACGCGUAA